GACGUCACUCGCGGGAAUGGCUAAGAAAAAGAAGCGCGAGAUAGAAACUUGGGCGCGCAGGAGCUGAUGUUUAUCCGGCGCUGUUUAAUGAAAGAGUUUACUUUAUUUGAUCAUCUGUCUCAUUAACAUCACAGAUGUUUUUGCGUGUGUGUGUGGCGCUCACUGUGUGCUCGUGAAGUGUGUUUUAUUGGUGUGUUUAAAUCAAACUUUAGGGAAAUGUCGUGGUGGGCGCGCGGUGAGGAAGAGGAGGAGGCCAUGUGUCAGGACACAGACUCUGAUGUCGCUGACCAGAAGGAUUGUGGGAAAGUGAAGGUGAAGUGGACGCAGGAGGAGGAUGAUAAGCUGCGGAAACUGGUGCUGAACGUCGGACCAAAUGACUGGAAAUACAUCGCUGGCUUUUUACCUAGCCGAUCGGAGCAUCAGUGUCAGCAUCGCUGGUUCAAAGUUCUGGAUCCGGAUCUGGUCAAAGGACCCUGGACCAAAGAGGAGGACGAGAAGGUGAUUGAGCUGGUGAAGAAGUACGGCAGCAAGCAGUGGGCGAUGGUGGCCAAACACCUGAAGGGCCGUCUGGGAAAGCAGUGCCGGGAACGCUGGCACAACCACCUCAACCCAGACGUCAAGAAGUGCUCGUGGACUCCGGAGGAAGAUCUCGUCAUCUACAAGGCUCACUGCGUGCUGGGAAACCGCUGGGCGGAGAUCGCCAAACUGCUGCCCGGAAGAACAGACAAUGCGGUGAAAAACCACUGGAACUCCACCAUCAAGCGUAAGGUGGAGACGGGUUAUUACACCGGUGUGGACACGACGCUUCACGAGCUCCAGCAGACCGACAGCGACGAGACCGGCCAGCAGCAGGUGGAGUUCUGCUAUGACGGAGCCAGUGAGGGACUGCCAGGAGAAGUCUUAAAGCGGGAUCCUGAAGCACAUGAGAAGGUCACCACUGCGCCACAGAAAACUGCUUCUCCCAAGACACCAAAAGCUCCUACAACCCCCAAAAGUGAAGGCGGAGACUCUAACGUGUCCACCUGGGUGAUGGACAGCUCCGGAUUCCUGUCUCCGUCAGCGGCCCCGACCCUGAAGGAGGUGAUGGAGCUGAUGGACGGGGAUCUGGAGGGCUGGUGUACGAUGUCGGACUUUGAGCUGCCGGAGGAGAGCCAGAGCUCCGAGCUGCUGCAGUUCCGUCUGGAGGGAAGCGCCCUGCAGGAGCUCAGCAAGGGCAGCAAAGGAGAGCUCAUCCCCAUCUCCCCCGGCGGAGCCACGCCCCCGUCCAUCCUGAGCCGCCGCAGCCGCCGCCGCAUCGCCCUCUCGCCCGACCCCAACGACUCCAUGACCCCGAAGAGCACGCCGGUCAAGAUCCUGCCCUUCUCUCCCUCACAGUUCCUCAACAUGUGGACCAAGCAGGACACGCUGGACCUGGAGAAUCCGUCUCUGACCUCCACGCCGGUGUGCAGCCAGAAGGCCGUGGUCACGACCCCGCUGCACCGGGACAAAACCCCGCUCACGCAGAAGGAAAACUCUCUGUUUAUCACACCAAAUCACAAGUCUGAUCUGGACACGACGCCCCGUACGCCCACUCCGUUUAAGAACGCCAUGGAGAAAUACGGCCCUCUGCGGCCACUGCCUCCGACACCAAAUUUGGAGGAGGACCUUAAAGAAGUGUUGCGCAGCGAAGCCGGAAUUGAGUUGAUCGUAGAAGAUGAAACUCCUACUGAGAAGAAACGCAAACAAGUGUAUCGUCCUCCCAUGAAGAAAGUGCGUAAAUCUCUGGCUCUCGAUGUCAUCGACUGCAGCGAGACGGUUUCUGCCCGAAAGCAGCAGAUCAAACACACGGUCCGAGCGCAUCAGAAGGCUCAAACCGUGCGGUCGCUCCCUCUCGAGACGUCCUGUGCCGUGAAGGAGGAGAACCUGCUGGAUCAGGGAUUUAUUCUGGGACCGAAUGAGAGCGGGAUUCCCUCCAAACCUGCGCCGCAGACGCUGAAGAUGACUCCUCCACUUCCUAUGUCUCCAGCCUGGGAAACUGUCGUCUGUGGACGGACAAAAGACCAGCUGAUCAUGACGGAGAAAGCCCGACGGUACCUCCGCUCUUUAAAGUGUCACGCCCCGAACCGAGCCCUCAUCCUCUCCUGAUCCCAGCGCAGCCGCUUCGGUUUUGUUUAUAAAACAUAAUGUGGAAAAUUUGUGUAUGAAUAUGAACCCAAUUACUGUUCCAGAAUAGACUCUUUCUGAUAAUGCUCUCGUCCCGUUUCCUGUGGCUUAUUAGUGCAUUCAGAACUCCAUUUUACUUCAUUAACCCUGUAUAAUAAGUGUUGCUCUUUUGUUUUAUUUAUGUGUUGUCGACCCGUUAUCGAUGUGGCAGCGAACAUGUGUAAACAUUUUAAAUGCCAAGCUGGGGAAAUAUAUAUUCAGGGAUCUCACUAUCUGUUGACAUUUUCUGCGUUUCUUUAAGGACAAGUAGACGUCUGCGAGAGGUCAUGUGACGCACCAGCUGUAUGUACAGUUUGUGUAUUAACAAAAAAAAUAGGUUGACAGUUUUUCCUGCUGUUAGGAAAGUAUUAUACAUGUUGAAGUUUUGUAAAAUAACUUUUAGGAGCUCGGAAGUCAUGUGAUGAGGCCUUAAUUCAGUGUGCAUAGAAACAUGAUGUUUUUUCUUUAAAAAAAAAAGUAGAUUAUUGUAUGCUAUGAGAAAAAUAAAACAGUUGUUGACUGUUUCGAUGC
Messenger RNA from Megalobrama amblycephala (Wuchang bream), 2712 nucleotides. It is a transcript of the gene mybl2b, whose product is annotated as v-myb avian myeloblastosis viral oncogene homolog-like 2b. The record is from RefSeq and is a predicted model, not a curated record. The coding region runs from base 217 to 2124 and encodes 635 amino acids. Gene Ontology annotation, molecular function: RNA polymerase II cis-regulatory region sequence-specific DNA binding; DNA-binding transcription factor activity, RNA polymerase II-specific. Lineage: Eukaryota; Metazoa; Chordata; Actinopteri; Cypriniformes; Xenocyprididae. Gene Ontology annotation, cellular component: nucleus. Gene Ontology annotation, biological process: regulation of DNA-templated transcription. The transcript has 15 exons.